Molecule: messenger RNA, 1293 nt
Organism: Ceraceosorus bombacis
Lineage: Eukaryota; Fungi; Basidiomycota; Exobasidiomycetes; Ceraceosorales; Ceraceosoraceae
Source: the annotation of a GenBank genome assembly
AUGUCAGCUCUGUCCAUGUAUCACUUUUGGAUCGAGGGCCACGAUAUGCGCAUCAUCGAAGCCGAUGGCGUCGACACAGAGGAGUUGCCAGUGGACGUCAUCACUAUCAGCGUCGCACAGCGAUACUCGAUUCUGAUCACAGCUCGACCGGACACCUCAAAGAACUGGCCGAUCCAUGCCAACCUCGAUCCAGACAUGUACGACGUUGUGCCAGACGACCUACAGCUCAGUGAGUCAGCGCGCGUUGCUUGCACACUUGCCAAUCUCGUGAUAAUCGCAAUGCUGACGCACGCUCGUGUGCGACACCAAUGCAGAUGUCACAGCGACAUUGUCGUAUGCAUCGGGACAGGAGAUGGGCUCUGAACGGCCCACCCUGGACGAGUACAAGUACUUCGACGAUACCGUCCUGGUUCCCUCCGCCGUCGAAGGCAUGUCCAAAGCGGAUGCAUCGCACGACCUGCACGUCAGCUUCAACACGUACAGCGACGGCAAGCCGUAUGCGAGCUUCAACAACAUCAGCUUCAUCAACCCCAACACUCCCUCCCUGUCCACAUUGACAUCGAUGGGUUCGUUGUCCGCAGAUGCGGCAGUCUACGGACCCAACACGGGGGCGACGAUCUUCAAUCAUAUGGACAUGGUGCAGGUGACCAUUUACAAUUGGGAUGCAGGUACACAUCCUUUUCAUCUUCACGGACACAACUUUCAAGUCGUCCACAAGGCGAUCGAUGUUACCAGCGAUGACCCCGCCCUCAACCCACCGUUCAAUGAGACUCAGGUAAACCCAAUGCGCCGCGAUACCAUCACUAUUCACAGCACCGGAAGUGCUACAAUUCGAUUCCGUGCGGACAACCCUGGGGCCUGGUUCUUGCACUGUGAGUUGGACGUAGCGGGUUUCCUCGGCCGAUCUGAAGCUACUAUGGCUGACACCAACGAACCUCGCGAUGCCUUUCGGUAGGCCACAUCGAGUGGCACAUGAAUCAAGGUCUGUCCACAUUACUUCUGGAAGCGCCUCUUCAGGCGCAACAGACGCUCUCCACCCCGGUGGUGUUCGGACAGCAAUGUCAAUCGCAAGGCAUCUCGCCCACCGGCAACGCGGCGGGUCUCAACUCCACUACGGACUUUGAAGGACUGCAAGCCGAACCUACUUACCUCGUCACCGGCUGGACUCCGAAAGCUGUGGGAGCGCUCACUGGUUGCAUCAUCACUGCGCUGUGUGGAAUUGCCGCCGUUAUUGCGUAUGGAUACACUGAGCAGGAGGGCUCGGAUGAGCAGCAAGAAGCGGAGGACAAGUAG